GCAGGCGCCGAAUUUGGAAAGUUCCUGAAUGUUUUUCUCAGGUUCACACUCCAUGACACGAACACAUUUCAGGGUUAAUGUUAAAAUUUUAACACCUGUUUAAUCUACUAACUCGGUCGCUGCUUUUUGUUUUAGUUCUGUUGAAGCAGUUUUAACGCGAUAUUUCUUCUUCACUUACUUUACUUGCUGAUAUCUGACAGGAAAACUCAGUUGUUUUGAAGCCAUGGCCUGUUUACAGAGGCGCGCGCGGGUGCAUGAGUUGUGUGUGUGUCAGUGAUGAUCUCCGUGGGCAGGUCGGUGUGUGUGUGGGCAGAUCUCGGGAUUCGUCGCUCCUUAUCCAUCAGUAUGAUCAGAAGAACUCAGAUUAAGAAGGUGCUUUGCGUCGCGGAGAAAAACGAUGCGGCUAAAGGCAUCGCGGAGAUCAUGUCGAGUGGCAGGUCGAGGAGAAAAGAAGGAUAUUCAGUCUACAACAAGAUCUAUGAGUAUGAAUAUAAUCUGUUUGGACAGAAUGUCACUGUCUGUAUGACGUCUGUGUCAGGACACCUUUUAGCCCUUGAGUUCAAAGCACCUUUUCAGAAAUGGCACAGCUGUAAUCCAGUCUUGCUGUUCGAUGCAGAAGUGGAAAAGUAUUGCCCUGAAAACUUUGUAUCAAUUAAGAGGACCUUGGAGAGAGAGGCCAGGCAGUGUCAAGCUCUGGUCAUCUGGACUGAUUGUGAUCGCGAAGGAGAAAACAUCGGAUACGAGAUAAUUGAUGUCUGCAAAGCUGUCAAGCAGAACAUUCAGGUGUUUCGUGCUCGGUUCUCUGAGAUUACUCCUAAUUCCAUUAGGAGAGCCUGCGAGACUCUGACUGAGCCGGACGUUAACGUCAGCGAUGCUGUGGAUGUCAGACAGGAGCUCGAUCUCCGUAUCGGAGCUGCGUUUACAAGGUUCCAGACUUUACGGCUGCAAAAAAUCUUCCCAGAGUCUCUGUCUAAUCAGCUGAUCAGUUACGGGAGCUGUCAGUUUCCGACCCUGGGCUUCGUGGUGGAGAGGUUUAAAGCCAUUCAAGCGUUCAUCCCUGAAAACUUCUUUAAAAUUAAAGUGGUUCAUGAGCCUAACGAGGAGGAAUCUGUGGAGUUCAGCUGGAAAAGACAUCGACUGUUCAACCACACGGCUUGUCUCGUGCUUUACCACAUCUGCAUGGAGGAUCCCAUGGCGAGAGUGAUGUCUGUAACAAGUAAACCAAAAAGCAAAUGGCGUCCGUUACCCCUUGACACAGUGGAACUAGAAAAACUAGCUUCGAGGAAGUUGAAGAUAAGCGCUAAAGAAACCAUGAAAAUAGCCGAGAAGCUGUACACACAAGGGUUCAUCAGUUACCCUCGUACCGAGACCAACAUGUUUCCGAAAAACCUGAACCUGAUCCCGCUUGUGGAGCAGCAGACUCAGGACAACCAAUGGGGGGCUUUCGCUCAAGGCAUUUUGGAAAGCGGUGGGCCGACACCUCGAAAUGGAAACAAAUCAGACCAGGCCCAUCCUCCCAUUCACCCUACCAAGUACACAAGCAGUCUCCAGGGAAAUGAGAAACGUUUGUACGAGUUUAUCGUUCGUCACUUCCUGGCCUGUUGCUCCAAGGAUGCGCAGGGUCAGGAGGUGAUUGUAGAAAUCGACAUCGCUGAAGAGAAAUUCUCUGCAAGUGGACUGACCAUUAUUGCUCGGAACUAUCUCGAGGUUUACCCAUAUGAAAAGUGGUACAAUAAGGUUAUUCCCUUAUAUACACCCGAAACAACAUUCCAGCCAACCGCUAUUGAGAUGGUGGAAGGACAGACCAGCCCACCUCAGCUCCUCACCGAGGCUGACUUGAUCUCUUUAAUGGAGAAGCAUGGCAUCGGCACAGACGCAACACACGCCGAACACAUUGAGACCAUCAAGAGCCGCAUGUAUGUGGGCCUGACGGAUGAUCAGAGGUUCCUUCCUGGGGAGCUCGGGAUGGGUCUCGUUGAAGGGUACAACUCUAUGGGCUAUGAAAUGUCCAAGCCGGACCUGAGGGCAGAGCUGGAGGCGGAUCUGAAGCUUGUGUCUGAAGGCCGGAAGGACAAGACAUCUGUCCUCAGACACCAUGUGUCAAAGUACAAGACAGUUUUUAUAGAAUCUGCCAGAAAGGCAAAGAAGUUGGAUGAGGCUCUGUCCAAUUAUUUAGGCCAGGCCCAGGAGUAUACAGAGCAAGAAGAACAGGAGUUAGAGAUGCCGCUACCGGUGCGGAAGUGUCCGCAGUGCAGCCGAGACAUGGUCCUGAAAAAGAAGAAGGAGAGCACAGGGAAGUUUCUUUCAUGCAUGGGCUACCCGAGCUGUAAGGCAGCAGUAUGGUUUCCAGACACGGUGCUGGAGGUCAGCAGAGACGACAGCAUCUGUCCCACAUGUCGCCCACAUCCUGUCAACAUGCUGAAGUUCAAGUUCAAAAGGGGAAGUCUACCACCAGGGAUGCCUCUUGAGUUUGUUGGGUGUGUUGGUGGCUGUGAUGAGACUCUGAGAGAAGUCCUGAAUUUGAAGUAUCUCCGAAGUGGAGGAGGAGGAGGAGGAGAUUCCAGCACUCGAGUUAAUCACAUUUCAGCGUCACGCCAGUCGAGUUAUGCAGUAACCAAUCCAGCACUUCAGUCCACGUCUGAAAGCACACCACUGCCUCCGAGACCAAGAGCAGACACUCGUAGACCUACUCCUCCUAACACCACACCAGCCUGGUCCAUACAGGCGUCACAGUCCACCCAUAACAAUGUUGUGUGUAACUGCGGCCAGGAUGCGCUUCUCCUCACCGUGCGUAAAGAGGGCCCCAACCAAGGCCGUCAGUUCUACAAGUGCAACACAGGGAACUGUAAUUUCUUCCUGUGGGCCGAAGAGCCGAACGAGCAGCGCGGGUCGGCAGGGAGGAGCGGGUCGUUGGGACACCCGCGCCCCAGCUCUCAACCGCCCAGGCCUUCUCUUGGCUUUGGAAAUACACCACAACAGAGGCAGGGGAGCAGAGGAUCUGGGGGAGGUGGAGAGGAUUGUAUGUGUAACUGUAAUGUACCUGCAGUCACAAGGACCGUCAUGAAAGAGGGGCCGAACAAGGGCAGAGCGUUCCUCACCUGCAGCCAACCGAGGGAACAGCAGUGUGGCUUCUUUCAGUGGGUGGAUGAGAACGUUGCUCCGGCUGCUCUAGGAAAUGCACGAGAAAACAACAGCAAAUGGACUGCCAGGAAGAAGAACGAGGCCUCUUCAAACAAGGCUUCUGCCCCUAAAAGGCAGAGGAAUUGUGGAAUUUGCCAUCAGCCGGGCCAUACGCGUGCCACCUGUCCUCAGGGCCGGUGAGACGGCAGCAAAUGGAGCUGACUGAAGAUAAUUGUCUAUGUAUAGUUUUGUUUUGUUUUUUCAGAGUAAGUUUUUGUGUUAUUUGUAAUAUUUUAAAAUC
This is a messenger RNA of Clarias gariepinus (North African catfish), 3421 nucleotides long. RefSeq names its product DNA topoisomerase III alpha (gene top3a). The record is from RefSeq and is a predicted model, not a curated record. Bases 277 to 3321 code for a protein of 1014 amino acids. Gene Ontology annotation, molecular function: zinc ion binding; DNA topoisomerase type I (single strand cut, ATP-independent) activity; DNA binding. Gene Ontology annotation, biological process: DNA topological change. The transcript has 19 exons. Lineage: Eukaryota; Metazoa; Chordata; Actinopteri; Siluriformes; Clariidae. Gene Ontology annotation, cellular component: chromosome; nucleus.